Molecule: messenger RNA, 1557 nt
Organism: Aspergillus pseudotamarii
Lineage: Eukaryota; Fungi; Ascomycota; Eurotiomycetes; Eurotiales; Aspergillaceae
Product: major facilitator superfamily domain-containing protein
Exons: 5
Coding region: 1-1557 (518 amino acids)
Biological process (GO): transmembrane transport
Molecular function (GO): transmembrane transporter activity
Source: RefSeq, a predicted model, not a curated record
AUGGGCCAACCCAAUGACACCAAGGCCCCUGAGGUAGCCAGUGUCACAGUAUCUCCGAAGCAUAGUAGCUCUAAUCCUUCAUCUGUUUUGGAGGAUUCUCUUGAAGCCCAGCGACCAUCACCACCAGUCUACCAUAUCUUCUCUCGAUCUCGCAAGCUAGAAAUGGUGGUGAUUGUCUCCGUUGCAGCCAUCUUUUCACCAUUAUCUUCGAAUAUCUAUUUCCCCGCCCUGGGGGCUAUCUCAAGAGAUCUUCAUACAAGCAUGACCCUGACAACGUUAACCGUCACCAUCUAUAUGAUCGUUCAGGGAAUUGCACCGACCUUUUGGGGUUCCAUAUCAGACACCUCUGGCCGACGACCCGUAUUCAUUGGGACUAUGAUUGUCUACAUCGUUUCCAAUAUUGCCCUUGCUGUAUCUGCUAACUACGGUGAGCUCAUGGCAUUCCGUGCCUUGCAGGCUGCCGGAAGCGCAGCUACAAUCUCAAUCGGAGCAGGUGUCAUAGGUGACAUCACAACCUCGGCAGAACGAGGAAGUCUGGUGGGUAUUUUCGGUGGUGUCCGCAUGCUCGGUCAAGGUAUCGGCCCCGUUUUCGGUGGUCUUCUCGCACAGUAUCUCGGAUUUCGAUCGAUCUUUUGGUUCCUUACGAUUUGCGCCGGCCUGAGUCUGCUCACUAUCCUGAUAUUACUUCCUGAGACCCUACGACCGAUUGCUGGUAAUGGAACGGUUCCUCUUCAUGGCCUGCAGAAGCCAUGGCUAUACUAUAUUACUGGACAACCGGGUGCUGAGGAUGGGGCUGAGUCAGGGCUCAAAAAGUCCAGGGUCACGCUUCGAACUGUCUUCGCACCUCUCAAGUUUCUGGCAGAGAUUGAUGUAUUUAUUACUCUUUUCUUCGGAAGCAUUGUCUACACGGUGUGGAGCAUGGUCACGUCCAGUACCUCGGACCUGUUUGAGGAAACAUAUAACUUGACCACCCUGCAGGUUGGUCUCACAUUUCUGGGCAAUGGCCUUGGAUGUAUGUCAGGAUCCUACACAAUUGGUUACCUAAUGGACUACAACCACCGUCUCACCGAGCGUGAGUACUGCGAGAGACAUAACUACCCACCCGGCACGCGAGUUAACCUGAAAACACACCCGGAUUUUCCGAUCGAGACCGCCCGUAUGCGCAACACUUGGUGGAUUACAAUCCUUUUCAUUGUGUGUGUCGCGGUCUACGGCGUUUCGCUGCAGACUCAUCUUGCGGUCCCCAUCAUCCUACAAUACAUCAUUGCCUAUUGCUCAACUGGCAUCUUCACAAUUAACAGUGCCUUAGUAAUCGAUCUAUAUCCAGGUGCCAGUGCUAGCGCCACGGCUGUAAAUAAUCUUAUGCGGUGUCUGAUUGGUGCUGCGGGGGUUGCGGCUGUACAGCCUAUUAUUGAUGCGUUGGGGCCGGUGUAUACUUUCAUUUUACUUGCUGGUAUCACUUUGGCUCUGUUUCCUUUGCUGUGGGUGGAGACGAGAUAUGGAGCUGGAUGGAGACUUGCUCGACAUCGGAGGUUGAGUAGUUCUCAGGCUGGCUAA